Molecule: messenger RNA, 1665 nt
Organism: Paramecium tetraurelia
Lineage: Eukaryota; Ciliophora; Oligohymenophorea; Peniculida; Parameciidae
Exons: 6
Biological process (GO): protein phosphorylation; mitotic DNA damage checkpoint signaling
Cellular component (GO): cytoplasm; nucleus
Molecular function (GO): ATP binding; protein serine/threonine kinase activity
Source: RefSeq, a predicted model, not a curated record
AUGAAAUAAAAACUAUGGGUGGCUAUUCCCAAUGAAUUGAAGUGGAAAAAUGACAAGCCUCUAUUGAAAUCUGAAUUCUAAAAGCCCAACAAAAAGUCCAGGUUUUUGAUCGGUUAUGAUCAAUAUAUUCUAAUUACAAAAAAGCCUGAGGAUCCUCCCUUGAAAUAUCUCAAAUUAGACUUUGAGACCAAAUUUGAGGUUCUCAGAACACCAGUUUAAAAGAAGGAUGAAGAUGAUGAUUCCUUGGGUACAAUCAUAGGAAUGAUUCUGAUGAGAGAUCACGGAAAAGAUCAAUUGCCUAGUUAUAAACUAUCAGCAAAUGAAAAAGUGAUAGCAUAAUGGAGAGAGUUUUUUUAGCCCAGAAUUAAUUAAUGGUAAUUUCAUCAUCUUUUCAGAGUUUUUAAGAAAAUUGGAAAAGGCAAUUUUGCCUCUGUUUACUUGGGAGAACGCAUAGAGGACAAUACUUAAAUGGCUAUAAAAGCGUUUUCAAAAUAAGCUGCAUAUGCUGAGGAUCAUGGAAAAGAGGCUAUCGUAAAUGAAUUAACAAUUAUGAGAAAGCUAAACAACCAUCAUCUGAUGAGGAUGCAUGAGAUUUAUGAAACAUAAAACUCACUCUACGUUGCACUUGAGUUAUUAGAAGGUGGCUCAUUGUAUGAUUUGAUCAAAGAUAAGGUCAUAUUAACUACUAAAUAAAUGUAAUAAAUUUUGGUAGGCGUCCUAUAAGGAUUGUGUCAUAUGCAUGAAAAAGAAAUAAUGCAUAGAGACUUAAAGUUAGAAAAUAUUUUAUUCAAAUAACCAAAAAAAAUGGAAACAGUUGUUGUGGCAGAUUUUGGAUUGGCCACUCAUGUAAAUGAACCAGCUUAUCUGUAUUGUCGAUGUGGAACUCCUGGCUAUGUUGCUCCUGAAGUCAUAAAUAUCAAGGAUAUGAAAUCCCAUUAUAGUUCUGUUUGUGAUAUCUACAGUUUCGGGUUGGUCUUUUAUUUAUUAUUAACUGGCAAACCUGCCUUCCCUGGAAAGAGUUACAGCACUGUAGUCAAACAAAAUAGAGAGGCUACAAUUGAUUUCACCAUAAAAUACUUACAAAAUGCACCUCAAACUGCCAUUGAUUUAUUAAAAAGAAUGCUUGAAAAAGAUCCUACCAAAAGAAUAACUGCACAGUAAUGUCUUGAACAUCCUUAUUUGGCUGAAAUGAAUUAAAUAAUGUUGGAUGACCAUUCAAAUGAUUUCAUAGAUGAAGGAGAAGAAAAUGAUUUGGGAAUGAGAAUGAAUGCUUUGAAUGAAGAAUCUGCCAUUUUUGAUGCUGCAAGAAAGAAUCAAUUGCUUAAUUCGCCUUUACAAUCUCCAGGUGGUUUGGCUACUAAGUAAUUAAAGCAUUAAAAGAAUAUUGAUUCUUCUAAUCAAGUAUAAAUGAAUUCACCUCUACUGACAGGUAAAACUGACAGUGUAGACAGUAUUUCUAACAUUGGAGUUACUUAAAAGAAUUAGUAAAAUAACUUUUAAGCCUCCCCCCAAAUUAAGCCUUCCCGUUUUAAACAAAAUAUCCCAUAAUAAAAACAGGAAAAUCCAUUAUUAAAAUAUACUUAAAAGAGAGAAUGACAAUGAAGAGAUUUUGAUUAUUAUUAUUGUUCAAGAAUUCUUCUAUAAAUAAGUAACUAUUUUCUAAUA